Malaclemys terrapin pileata is the source of this 4109-nucleotide messenger RNA. It is a transcript of the gene ZNF639, whose product is annotated as zinc finger protein 639. The transcript has 6 exons. Gene Ontology annotation, molecular function: DNA-binding transcription factor activity, RNA polymerase II-specific; RNA polymerase II transcription regulatory region sequence-specific DNA binding. NCBI's taxonomy places the organism in Eukaryota, Metazoa, Chordata, Testudines, Emydidae. Gene Ontology annotation, cellular component: nucleus. The record is from RefSeq and is a predicted model, not a curated record. Gene Ontology annotation, biological process: regulation of transcription by RNA polymerase II. The coding region runs from base 456 to 1901 and encodes 481 amino acids.
CGCAGGGGGCUCGCCCACAGGGUGGCUGCGCCUAGGCCCGCCCCUUCCCCCGCGGCCACAGUCGGUUCCGGCGGCGGCUGGGGCCUGCAGCGGGGCGCGGAGCGGAAGAUACUUUCUCCACAUUUGGAUGUUGUAUAGCAAGCAAUCAAUUUCUUAGCUAUUAGUCCUCUUGCUGAUAUUGAAGAUUACCUCUAGUAAGUUGGGUGGGCCAGGGCUCUUUCUAGUAUUUUUCAACAUGUAAACAUUUUAUGCAUUUUGGGGAGAAGUCCUCCAGAGUCUCCCCCAAAAAGCCCACUUCAGGGGUAAUCUCCAACAAAAGAUGGCAGGAUUUGGCUCUAGAAAUGCCACUUCCUGUGUCAUGUCGACCACUUGACAGUGACUCAAAGUGCUGAUCGUCCCUCCUUAUGGGGUGAACUCCAUUACUCUUCUAUCCCAAGGAAUGAGGCUGAAGCAAAAUGAAUGAACAUCCUAAAAAGAGGAAAAGGAAGACUUUACAUCCUUCACGUUACUCAGAUUCUUCAGGUGUCAGCAAAUAUAUAGACAACAAUGGAAUAUUUUCUGACCACUGCUAUAGCGUCUGUUCUAUGAAACAGCCAGACAUAAAAAUUUCUGAAAACAGAGGUAGAUUCCAAGCUCCUGCACAGACCCUAGAUACUGAUGAUGAUGGCAGCCCAGUGCAUGCCGGGACAUCUCAUUGGAGUGGGGCACAGUCGAAUGUCAUGGGGUUGCACUGUACAGACCCAAAAAAGAAAGAGAAAAGUGCUAAUAAUGGAAUUUAUAAAGACAUGUGCGAGUCUCCUAUAUUCGGAGACAGUCCAGCUGAAGAGGAGAAACCCAUAGAUAUUCAAACCAUAGAAAUUUCGACUACAGAAGUUAAUGCUGUAGAAGUUCAUGAUAUAGAGACGCAAACUGUUUCACCUGAAAAGCUAGAAGUCGAAGACAUUGAAGAAAUGCCUGUUGAAAGCUGUAAACUUUUUGAGAAGAACCAGGCUUUGAAUAUUACUGCUCAGCAGAAGUGGCCUUUGCUGAGAGCCAACAGUAGUGGCCUAUACAAGUGUGAGCUGUGCGAGUUUAAUAGCAAGUACUUCUCUGAUUUAAAGCAGCAUAUGAUCCUGAAGCAUAAGACAUGUACAGAUACCAAUGUCUGCAGAGUAUGUAAAGAGAGUUUCUCCAGCAAAGUUCUGCUGAUUGAACAUGUAAAAAUACAUGAGGAAGAUCCCUACAUCUGUAAAUACUGUGACUACAAAACAGUGAUAUUUGAGAACCUCAGUCAGCACAUAGCAGAUACUCAUUUCAAUGACCAUCUUUAUUGGUGUGAGCAGUGUGACGUACAGUUCUCCUCGAGCAGUGAGCUGUACCUACACUUCCAGGAACACAGCUGUGAUGAACAGUAUCUGUGUCAGUUUUGUGAGCAUGAAACCAAUGAUCCAGAAGACUUGCAUAGCCAUGUGGUGAAUGAGCAUGCAUGUAGAUUAAUAGAGUUAAGUGAUAGCUAUAGCAACAAGGAGCGUGGACAGUACAGCCUCAUAAACAAAAUUAGCUUUGACAAAUGCAAAAACUUCUUUGUAUGCCAAGUGUGUGGCUUUAGGAGUAGGCUGCAUACGAAUGUCAACAGACAUGUAGCUAUUGAACACACCAAAAUAUUCCCCCAUGUUUGUGAUGACUGUGGGAAAGGCUUUUCAGGUAUGUUGGAAUAUUGCAAGCAUUUAAAUUCUCAUUUAUCUGAAGGGAUUUAUUUGUGUCAAUAUUGUGAAUAUUCAACAGGACAGAUUGAAGACCUUAAAACUCAUUUGGACUUCAGGCAUUCAGCAGACUUGCCUCAUAAGUGUACCAAUUGCUUAAUGAGGUUUGGAAAUGAAAAAGAUCUUAUAAGUCACCUUCAGAUACAUGAGACAGCUUGAUGUUUUUUCUUCUGUAGUCAAUUUGUUAGAAUUAAAAUGUAUUUUCCAAUGUGUCAUAUGGUAAUAUUAAAUAAGUUGUAAUAGAGAUUAUACAGUGGAUAAUUGUAAUGCCAGUUGACUGAUUUUUUUUUUUUUUUUUUUUUAUCAACAAAACACGUUUAAUGACUGGUAUGUUUGUUUUUGGGAAUUUCCUGGCGUUUGAGCUUGGGUGGACAGGGAGCAACUAUAUUUAAAAGAUGAUUGUUCAGUCACGUGGCGAGAGUUGCAUGUUAUAGUAGCCAUUUUAAAGGUCAUUCCAUCUGCUAACAUGUAGUGAUAUGUGUGUUUGACAGGAAGGCAGCUCUUUCUGGAUAAGAAAAAUAGAAAUUUGUUGUCUCUUCCAUUUUCACUCUUUUAAAUCUACUUAAUUUACUGUUAUACCUUAGCAAACAGGGCUGUUUGUUCUCAACUGGAUUCCCCAACUCACAUUAACCUCCUCAGCAGCUAAGUGAGUAUACUCAUCCUCAGUAAAGUUCACUGGGCUACUGAAGACAUGUAUUCUCUAAAAAAGUGGCCUCUCUGGAAGCACCCAUCUAGCACUUCCCUUAACAAGCCUCCAACUCUAUAUUCCUCCUGCUACACUGACAAGCCCUCCCUCUUCCUCCACCAUGACAAAUUCCUAAAUUUGUCCUCUCUUGGCCAAUGUUUUUGCCCUAGCCCCACAUUCAUGCUGUGCUGUCCUUUCCCAGUCAACUGUUUGGUCCCAGCUUUGCUUUUAGCUGUGGAACUGUCCCACAGCUAUCCCUUUCCCCUGAUAAGUGUCACUUUUCCCCCAUAACUGCCACAGAUCUCCCACUUUUUUCCUGUCUCUUUUCCCAUCCAUCUGCCAGUUUGCCAUCCCAUCUUUCUAUUCCUUAUGAAGCACGCAGCUGACAAAUGUUGCCUAUCGAGAUUAUAUCACUUUCUAAGGGAUAGUGACAAAGGAAGCUGCUUAGGGAUCCACCUAAGAAUAUACCUAAAGGAGUGAUUUGUUUGGAGGUACUGUGGCGCUAAUUAAGCUCUUAUUAAAAGGGGGUAUGCCGUUGAUUUCAGUUAUAGCAAGACUGAACCAUAGAUUUAUAAUUAGCUUUACACUGCAGAUAGGGUUGAGGGAAUGUACUCUAAUUCCAUAAAUUCUAAAAUUCCCCUCCCAUGUGUGUAUCUAAAUCUUUAUUAUGGUACAUUAUAAAAACAGUCAUUUUGAAAACUUCUCAAACCUUUUCAGAUUGCACACUGCCAUCCUCAUGUUAUCUUCCUUAUAAAUUCAUUCCGAUUCCUUAAGUCCAUAGUCAUAUUUCUGACCUAAACAAUAUUAGACGUAGCAUAAGAGGAGAGAGAGCUUAGACUGUGAAAGCUAUAAGGGUAAAAUAGCCAGCAACUAAGUGGUUGACUUUACGUUUCUGUCUGUAUUGAUUGUAAAUUUGUAAUGUAAGAAAUUGUCCAAUGUAAGUUUGUAUAAAUACAGUCCAUGUAUAAAAAAUUUCUUUGCAGUGGUAAGAAUGAGAUCCUUGUUACUAGUUCUGCACAAAGUUGUGCAAGAUUUAUGUGCUGAAUUCAUAUAGCUAAAAGAUAAAAAUUGGCCCUCUUCAACCUACAGAACUUAUUUGUCUCAAAUACAUGUCAUUCCAGAAAUAUUUCUAGAAGUUUUUCUUUAACUAGGUACCAUUCCUAAAAAACAAAACAAACAAAAAAGACAAACACUAACUAGCUAUUCAGAAGGUAUAUUUGCCUGUAUUUAGACACUAAAUACCUUAAAUUCACAUUCAAAGCUUGUUAAAAUAAUAUUGAUUUCUAUUACACAGUUAUGAUUGGAUUCCCUGGAAAAAACAAGUACUCCAUAAUAAAUUUCCCCUUAUAUACUAUUGUUUCAACUAGAAAUUACAAAAUAUGCUUGAGAAUGCAACUUCUUUUCAAAUAUCUUGUUAGUGGCAGGGAGUUGGCAUAACUAGAAGGAAUGUGCUUGGUAAUUUGAGUAGCGAUAGACAUUAGUAAAUAGUCAAGGUGUCCAUGUAGUUUAUAACACUGGCUUUGUCUGUGAUCACAGAUCUUUAUUUUUUUGUAUCAAAUUCUUUAACCGGUUUUAAAUCAGGAUACACUGGGGUUUUGGGGUGGGUUUUUUAUUUAUUUUAAAGUCAGGUGCCUAACUUGCUCCUACAAUCUCUGUUAAGAAUAAAUUGUACCUGUGCUGAC